AUGCCAGGCUUCCUGUUCAGCAAGCAGCCGUGCGAAGGAAAAUACACCCACCUUAUCAGCAAGGAGGACACUGCGUUCUGGAGGCCUGGCCGCAGCGCAGCCCCGGUGCUGGCGGAGGGGCACGUGCGUAGACCCGAGGCCUCUGAAAUCUCAUCGGGCUUGCGCAUCACCUGGGCGCUCAAGACACAGACUCCAGUACCAACACCUGGACCGAGAGCCCGCGUGUCUCGCCAGCGCUCAGGUGAAGCUGCUGCGGCGGCGCACGGACCACACUUGGAGGAGCGGGGUGCAGGCCCAACUGACCUCGGAGGACAGUGCGGCGCAGAGGGGUUUCUCUUCACCUGGAUCUUAGUCUCAUUCGCCUGUCACCUGGCCUCCACCCAAGGAGCUCCUGAAGAUGUGGACGUCCUCCAGCGGCUGGGCCUCAGCUGGACCAAGGCAGCGGGCGGCCGGAGCCCCCCACCCCCAGGGGUCAUCCCAUUCCAGUCGGGCUUCAUCGUUACGCAGCGGGCCCGGCUCCAGGCCCCCACGACCGCCAUCAUCCCUGCCGCCCUGGGCACAGAGCUGGCGCUGGUGCUGAGCCUCUGCUCCCAUCGGGUGAACCAUGCCUUCCUCUUCGCCGUCCGCAGCCGGAAGCACAAGCUGCAGCUGGGCCUGCAGUUCCUCCCCGGCAAGACGGUCGUCCACCUGGGACCCCGGCGUUCCGUGGCCUUCGACCUGGACGUGCACGACGGGCGCUGGCACCACCUGGCCCUGGAGCUCCGUGGCCGCACGGUCACGCUGGUGACGGCCUGCGGGCAGCGCCGGGUGCCUGUCCCGCUGGCUUUCCACAGGGACCCCGCGCUGGACCCCGAGGGCUCCUUCCUCUUUGGGAGGAUGAGCCCGCACGCGGUCCAGUUCGAAGGCGCCCUGUGCCAGUUCAGUAUCUACCCUGUGACGCAGGUCGCUCACAAUUACUGCACCCACCUGAGGCGGCCGUGUGGACAGGCCGACAUGUACCGGCCCCAGCCGGGACCCCUCCUCCCCCGGGACUCGGGCGCACCCUUUGCCUUCCAGACUGACCUAGCCCUGCUCGGCCUGGGGAACCUGACCACUGCCAUGCCAGCCCUGGGCUCGCGGCCAGCAGGCAGGGGAUCCAGAGGGACGGUGGUGCCCCCCACACCUACCAAGCCCCUAAGGACUAGCACCACAGACCCUCACAGGCGUGUCUCAGUGGGAGGCCCAGCCCGGACCCCACUGCCACCUGCCAAGCUGUCAGCGAGCCAAGUGCUUCCUCCCGUGCCCCGAGCCUCUCCUGCCAGCCCCCCCACACCUGUCCAGUCCUUGCAGAAGAGCACAGCCACCAAAACCCCCAAGAGCCACCCAACCAAGCCUGCAGCCCCUUCUCCUCCCAUUGCCCCUGUCAAAAGCCCCCGCCCCGCCCAGAAGGCAGCUCUCCCUUCCUCCAGAAAGUCAGCCCCUCCCACCAAGAAGCCAGUGCCACCCACUCUCCCCCCAGUCCCUGCCCAAGUGUCCCGUCCCACAGGGAAGCCGGUCCAGAGGAACCCUGUGACGCCCCGACCCCCACCUGCCAGCGCCCGGCCCCUGCCCCCCGCUGCCGGUGCCUCUAAAAAGCCCUUCCUCCCCGUUGUCCAGACAGAGGCCAAGAUGAGCAGCCGUGCCAGUGAGCCAGCUCCCGCCCGCACCAGCACACACAGACCUCCCCAACCCACUGUUUUGCCCCCCUCACCUGCCCCCAGGCCUGGCUCUACCAGGACCACUCGGCCUCUAGCCACAGCGAUGCCUCCCACCCUCACUCCUGGUUCAGUCCCCACUGGAAGCAAGAAACCCACUGGAUCAGAAGCCACAAAGAAGGCCAGACCCAAGAAGCCCGUCCCCCUCAGACCCGGGAAGGCAGCCAGGGAUGUCCCCAUCAGUGAUCCGACCACGGGGCCCAGCCCCAGCCAGCCCCGGCCCGGCCGGCAGACCACCCCGGCCCCAGCGUUGGCCCCGGCGCGAUUCCUGUCCUCCAGCCCCUGGCCCACGAGCAGUGGCUAUUCGUUCUUUCAUCUGGUGGGACCCACGCCUUUCCCGCUGCUGAUGGGACCUCCGGGGCCGAAGGGAGACUGUGGUUUUCCGGGCCCCCCUGGGCUGCCUGGGCUCCCUGGACCCCCCGGUGCACGGGGACCUCGGGGUCCUCCUGGGCCUCACGGAAAUCCAGGCCUCCCCGGCCCUCCCGGAGCCAAAGGACAGAAAGGGGACCCGGGGCUCUCACCAGGAAAGGCCCACGAUGGGACCAAGGGCGACAUGGGCUUGCCCGGGCUCCCUGGGGACCCAGGACCGCUUGGACGAAAGGGAUACAAGGGCUACCCUGGACCUGCUGGGCACCCUGGAGAACAGGGGCGGCCGGGACCGGAGGGCAGCCCAGGGGCCAAAGGUUACCCUGGCAGGCAGGGGUUACCUGGACCUGUAGGAGACCCUGGUCCCAAAGGCAGCCGGGGCUACAUUGGACUCCCAGGGCUCUUCGGCCUGCCAGGGUCCGAUGGAGAGCGUGGCCUGCCUGGUGUUCCUGGCAAGAGGGGCAAGAUGGGUAGGCCGGGGUUUCCUGGAGACUUUGGGGAAAGAGGCCCACCCGGACUGGAUGGAAACCCCGGAGAGCUGGGCCUGCCAGGGCCCCCGGGAGUCCCCGGCCUCAUUGGUGACGUGGGAACGUUGGGUCCGAUUGGCUACCCAGGACCUAAAGGCAUGAAGGGGCUGAUGGGAAACGUGGGGGAGCCCGGACUGAAAGGUGAUAAGGGCGAACAAGGGGUUCCAGGUGUGUCAGGAGAUGCCGGAUUCCAAGGAGACAAGGGCAGCCAGGGAUUGCCGGGGUUCCCAGGUGCUCGAGGGAAGCCAGGGCCUCUGGGCAAGGUUGGAGAUAAAGGAUCCCUUGGGUUUCCUGGGCCCCCUGGGCCUGAGGGAUUCCCUGGAGACAUCGGCCCCCCUGGGGACAACGGCCCAGAAGGUGUGAAGGGGAAGCCCGGAGCUCGAGGCCUGCCGGGACCCCCUGGGCAGCUGGGGCCCGAGGGAGAUGAGGGACCCAUGGGGCCACCUGGCGCCCCUGGCUUGGAGGGUCAACCCGGCAGGAAAGGGUUUCCUGGGAGGCCCGGCCCUGAUGGCUUGAAGGGAGAGCCGGGCAACCCUGGACGGCCGGGGCCCGUGGGUGAGCAGGGGCUCCUGGGCUUUGUCGGUCUGGUCGGGGAGCCAGGAAUCGUGGGAGAAAAGGGUGACCGGGGCAUGAUGGGACCCCCAGGAGCACCUGGACCCAAGGGGUCAAUGGGUCAUCCUGGAACGCCCGGUGGUGUUGGGACCCCCGGAGAGCCUGGACCCCCGGGUCCUCCAGGAUCUCGAGGCCCACCGGGCAUGAGGGGAGCGAAGGGACGCCGGGGCCCCCGAGGACCAGAUGGACCAGCUGGGGAGCAGGGGUCCCGGGGUCUGAAGGGCCCCCCAGGACCGCAGGGCAGACUGGGCCAGCCUGGGCAGCAGGGUGCAGCCGGUGAGCGAGGGCACCUGGGCGCACGAGGCUUUCCUGGCAUCCCCGGCCCCUCGGGCCCACCUGGUACCAAGGGCCUCCCAGGAGAACCAGGCCCUCAGGGACCCCAAGGACCACUUGGCCCUCCAGGAGAGAUGGGACCCAAGGGGCCGCCGGGGGCAGUGGGAGAACCGGGCCUUCCUGGGGAAGCCGGGAUGAAGGGUGACCUUGGGCCUCUGGGCACCCCUGGGGAGCAAGGCCUCAUUGGGCAGCGGGGAGAGCCGGGCCUCGAAGGUGACAGUGGUCCUGCAGGGCCAGACGGGCUGAAGGGGGACAGGGGUGACGCAGGGCCUGACGGUGAGCGUGGCGAGAAGGGCCAGGAGGGACUGAUGGGCGAGGAUGGCCCCCCUGGCCCGCCUGGCAUCACUGGCGUCCGG
Molecule: messenger RNA, 3927 nt
Organism: Myotis lucifugus (little brown bat)
Lineage: Eukaryota; Metazoa; Chordata; Mammalia; Chiroptera; Vespertilionidae
Product: collagen alpha-1(XXVII) chain
Exons: 39
Source: RefSeq, a predicted model, not a curated record